Molecule: messenger RNA, 3966 nt
Organism: Closterium sp. NIES-65
Lineage: Eukaryota; Viridiplantae; Streptophyta; Zygnematophyceae; Desmidiales; Closteriaceae
Source: the annotation of a GenBank genome assembly
AUGAUUCCGCCAAUAAUAUCCAGCGAUGGGGAAGCAGCUGCGCUCGCGGGUCAAUUCCACCCAGACAAUACGGGCGCGGCUCUGGCUUCCGGUGCAGGGGUAGCCCUCGGCGGGGGAGGGGGAAUGGGAGGAAAGGGGGGAAUGGGGGGAAUGGGGGGAAUCGCGGAAAUCGGGGGAAUCGGGGGAGCGAUGCGGGCGGCGGGCGGGGACGACGACAUGGCGCGCGCGAUGGAGAGCCUAAUCCCCGCGCUGUGGCAGUCGUUCGCGGUGAUCCUCAUCGGAUACGCGUGCGUGAAGCUUGAAGUGGUGAAGCCGCAGCACAAGCAGGGCCUGUCGCUGUUUGUGACGAAGCUGGCGCUGCCGGCGCUGCUGUUCUCGGGCAUGGCGUCGCUCGACUUCUCCAAGGUCAACUGGUCCUUCCUCCUCGCCGUCACCAUCGGCAAAACCGCCGUCUUCUUCCUCGCCCUCGGCAUAACGAUGCUGCUGGACAUUGGCAAGCCGCAGGUGGUGGGCACGGGAGCAGUGAACGGCAUCUUCGUCUCCCAGUCCAACGACUUCGCUCUCGGCCUUCCCAUCUUCCAACCCAUAUUCGGCGCCCUGCACCCCGAGUACAUCGGAUACCUGUACCUCGUGGCGCCCAUCUCGCUCAUCUUCCUCAACCCCCUCGGAUUCCUUCUCAUGGAGUCGGACCGAAAGGGCGGCCCAGACGGGGAGGAGGGGGAGGAAGAGGAGGACGAGGAUGGGGAGGAGAGGGUUGGGGGGCGUGGAGCGCGGGAUGGGAGGGAGGGGGAGGGGGAUCCCUGGGAGUGCUGUGACUUGGUGCCUGAAGGGGAAGAGGCUGCGCUGAUGGCUCUUGAGAAAGAGGAGGAGCAGAGGGAUGGGGUGGCGGGGCGAGAGAGGGGAGGAAAAGGGGCUAUGCGCACCCGCAGCAGCAGCGCCGCUCUCCCUCCCCCUUCGCCCUUCACUGCUGCUUCCCCCCCCAAAUCCCUCCGCUCCUCCCUCCUAUCCCCCUCCCUCCUCACCCUUCCUCCACCUCCUCAAGCGUCUUCACUCUCCCAUCCACCAUCCACCACCCUCUCCCUCGCCCCUUCCCCGUCCACAUCCCACGCCCCUGUAUACGGCUCACUUGCCCUUGCCCCAUCGCCACUCUCCCGCGUGCUGCCUUCGCCCCUUGGCCCCCCGUCUCCUGUUGCCGCUGCUGCUGGCGCUGGGGUGAGCGGUGGUGCAGGGAUGACUGGUGGUGGCGCUGGCGUGAGCGGUGGUGGGGAUGGGGGAGGAGGAGGGGCAGUGGAUUUGCCACAAGGGUGGACGAGGAGGGCGUAUACAGGGAAGCUUGCGGCUGGCGGCGGGGGUGGGAAGUCGUCAGACUCUAAAACGGGUGCUGCAGGGGGUGUUUGCAUCGCCCGUGGUCUUCAUGUGUGUGUGAGUGUGUGUGUGGGUGUGUGUGUGGGUGUGCAUGUGGGUGUGUGUGUGGGUGUGCAUGUGGGUGUGUGUGUGGGUGUGCAUGUGGGUGUGUGUGUGGGUGUGCAUGUGGGUGUGUGUGUGAGUGCGUGUGUGAGUGCGUGUGUGGGUGUGGUCUCUCCUCUUAUUCUUGCUUCCUCUCUGCCCUCCUCGUUGCCUCCCUCCUCUCCUGCCAUUCACCCUUUCCCUCAACUCCCUCCUUUCCUCGACUCCCUCCCUCCCUCCUCCUUCGUCUCCCUCCUCUCACUUAUCAGACAUAUCUCAAGCCUCCUGCCUCCCUUUCUGCCUGUCCUAACCUCUCUCUGCUGGUCCCGUGCCUAUUUCUCUGUCCCCCACCCGCCCCCCAUCGUCCCCCCAUCUGCCCCACAUCUAUUAAACCCCAUCCGCCCGCAGGUACCUCUGGGUCUGGCCGCUAAUUAUCUGUUCAAUCAUGACAUCCCCCCGUUGCUCUCAGGCCCUUUCGAGUCAUUCGGAGCGGCUUUCUCUCCCCUCUCGCUCUUCAUCCUCGGUAUGUCAAUGGCGGACGAGACAGAGAAGGCAUCAGACGAGCAGACUCGCCUGGGCCCGCUCCUCCUCUCGCUCGCCCUCGUGGCCGGCAAAUGCCUCCACAGCUUAAUCCUCUCCUCUGCACUUCCCCUGCAACUCGCACCUUCCAACUACUGCCUUCCUCCUUCCUGCCCCGUUCCUCGGCUUCCCCAUGGCCUUUCCUCCCCUUUCUCCUCCUCUCCUCAUCUCCUCCUCUCCUCCUCUCCUCCUCUCCUCAUCUCCUCCUCUCCUCCUCUCCUCCUCUCCUCCUCUCCUCCUCUCCUCCUCUCCUCCUCUCCUCCUCCUCCUAUGCUAUGCCAACGCCUUGUGCCCCCCUUCUUUACCCCACUGGCAGCGGACGACACAUCGCUGUCCCUGGCAGGGCUCAUAUACGGCAGCCUGCCCGUAACCCCAGCCACAUUCUUCUUUGCCUGUGAAUACGGGCUGUGCCAGUCGUACAUAGGCAUGGCGACGGUGCUGGGCACGUUUCUGUUUGGUCCGCUCGUGUACGUGCUCACGCAGCUCGCAUUCCUCGUCAUGAACCACUAUGAGCAGCUCUUAGAACAGGUGGAGUCAUCAUCGCGCAGCAUGGCGUUAGUAGGCGGCAUCUGCGCCCUCUGGACCCUCCUCGCCCUCCUCCGCCUCCUCCUCUCCUGCCGCCCCGCCCCUCCCGCCUUCCCCCAUGCCACCACCACCGCCGCCGCACAGACAGCAGCAGAUAGUGGCGCGCUUGCUGCUGCGGCAGGCACGGCGAUAGAAGGGAGUGCAACAGAGGGUACUGGAGCUGCUGCAGCAGCAGCAGGCGUGGCGGAGGGAGGGAGGGCAGGGAGCGAGCAGGACCCGUAUGAGCUGCACCGUGUGGUGGGGCAGAUGCUCGUGUGCUGCAUUGCACUGUGCUGGACCUCAGCCAGCGUCGCAUCUCUCCUCUGCCGCGCACCUCUCCCACCGCUCCCCUCCCUCCUGCGCUACCUCUUUCACACCACGGGCCACCUCGCCUCAGCCGUUUUCACCGCGCUCCUCGCCCUCUCAGAGCUGCUGUGCUCCGCGCUCGGCCCCUCUCUCGUGCACCGCCUGCGCUUCUACCUCGUCUUCUCUGGCUGGAUGCUUGCCGCGCUGCCUGUUGUGCUGCCGCUCGUGUUGUCACCGGGAUGGCCUGACAUCCCGGCGCUCUGCCCCACGGACCUGAUAAGCUGCUGGUACCCCUUUGGCUCGCUGCAGUUCCUUGCUGCCCUCAUCAUCUACUCCAUCGCAGUAAUGAUAAUCAUAACAAGCCUGUCACUGCUCAUAUGGGAGCAGUAUGCAGGACUGCGGGCCUCAGGCCUGCCCAUCAACUGGGUGGUGGCGACGAGGUGGAGGCAGAAGACGGACCUGGACUCUCAGAACGCGCUGCUGCUCUUCUGCUGCUACGCCGUCUUCUCCAUGCUUGUCUCCUGCACCAUCUCCAUCUUCGCCCUCCUCAACGGGGGGUGUCUGGAGGGGCACUUGGCGCUGCUGCUGCUGCUGAUGCACGUGCUGCUGUCCUACAGCCAGGGCGCCGUGCUCUUCCUCGCUUUCGGCAUGCACGCCGGGCUCGUGCUGCCUCUCGUCGCUGCCCGCGAGUGGUGGCGCAAGCAGCGCCUCUCCUUCCUUGGCGAGGUGUCUCCAUUCUUUGUGGACGAGUGGCAGUACCUCGCUCCAGACGAUGACUACCCCAUGCCGGGUGCUACCCAUUCAAACAGCAUGAUGCUCGCACGAGGCUGGUCCAUGAACCCAGCGCAGCUGCAGCUCUUCCCCCGGGACUGGGACCUCUACUCUCGGGGAUGGGAGGAUGCAAUGAGUGUGAGGGAAGACGGCAUGAGUGUGCGUGAUUACUACCCUUCGUAUCCAAUCGAUGAAGGGGACGAGGAUACUGUGGUGAGUGCGGAUGACGGAGGGGAUUAUCAGACGGACCGGGAUGAUGCUGAGACUGUGGUGGAGGUCACAGAAGACUCAGUUUUCUGA